Messenger RNA from Colletotrichum chrysophilum, 471 nucleotides. RefSeq lists its product as uncharacterized. Gene Ontology annotation, biological process: putrescine transport; spermidine transport; urea transmembrane transport. The record is from RefSeq and is a predicted model, not a curated record. Gene Ontology annotation, molecular function: putrescine transmembrane transporter activity; urea transmembrane transporter activity; spermidine transmembrane transporter activity. Gene Ontology annotation, cellular component: plasma membrane. Bases 1 to 471 code for a protein of 156 amino acids. NCBI's taxonomy places the organism in Eukaryota, Fungi, Ascomycota, Sordariomycetes, Glomerellales, Glomerellaceae. The transcript has 3 exons.
AUGCUGCUCACGGGAGGAUCAGCUGUGAUUCAAAAUCUUACGGGCGCUCCAGUAGCUGCUUCAGUCUUUCUCUUCCCCAUUGCAUACGAUGUGCCUGAUGCUCAUACAUGGACAGGCGUCGUGGUGUACACCCUUUUCGGCGGUAUCAAAGCGACUUUUAUCACGGACUACAUCAACGGACUCGUCAUUCUCAUUAUCAUUUUCGUGUUUGCCUUCGCAGUGUACUCGACGAAUGACAUUUUAGGCUCGCCAGGACGCGUGUGGGAAAUUCUGACCGAUCUGGCUGCCGAACGGCCCUUGUCUGGCAAUGCUGGCGGUAGUUAUCUGACUAUGAGAUCACAGGGUGGAGUCGAGUUCUUCAUCAUCAACCUGUGCGGAAACUUUGGCACUGUGUUCCUCGAUAACGGGUACUACAACAAGGCAAUUGCAGCAUCUCCGGUUGAUGCACUGCCAGGAUACGUCAUGGGGUAA